Dryobates pubescens (Downy woodpecker) is the source of this 1578-nucleotide messenger RNA. Its product is annotated as amyloid beta precursor protein binding family B member 1-like. The transcript is spliced from 10 exons. NCBI's taxonomy places the organism in Eukaryota, Metazoa, Chordata, Aves, Piciformes, Picidae. Gene Ontology annotation, molecular function: amyloid-beta binding; transcription factor binding. The record is from RefSeq and is a predicted model, not a curated record. The coding region runs from base 294 to 1442 and encodes 382 amino acids. Gene Ontology annotation, cellular component: cytoplasm; nucleus. Gene Ontology annotation, biological process: regulation of DNA-templated transcription.
CGGCGCCCCUCUCACGGCCCCCCCUCCCCAGCCGAUGGCGCUGCCGCUGCCCCGGGGCCCGUAGCAGGAACCGGCGGCAGUGGGGUCCCGGGGGGGUCCCGGUGCCUCUGUGUCCCCCCCCGGGGCCAUGUCUCGGGCCCGGAACCACCGCAGUGACCUCGUCAACGACAACCGCCCGGGGGGGGUCGACGUGGACCCCCCCGCAGGUCUCCCCGGUACCGGCCCGGGGCUGGCGGGGGUCCCGGUGCCCUCCAACGCCAAAUGGCUGCAGGGGAUCCGCGACCAGAACCGGAAUGAACUGGGGGGCACCGAGAGCCCCCCCGGGGAGGGGGACGACACCCGGACCCCCCCCGGCGAUGAGGACACCGGGAGCCCCCCCGGGGAUGGGGACCCUGAGACCCCACUUGGGGACAGCGCAGGGACCCCCCCCGGGGGUGACACCGGGACCCCCCCUGGGAGCGACACCACCGGGACCCCCCCCCGGCGAUGACACCGAGGAGGCAGUGGCACCGUGGGCAGGAGUGGGCAUGGGGCAGGACUCGGCGCUGCCCCCUGGCUGGCUGCGGGUGAGCGACCCCCCGGGGCCCUACUACUGGCACGUCCCAACGGGCACCACCCAGUGGGAGCCACCCCCGGUGCCAGGCCCUGGCCCCACGCUGCCCUGGACCAGGCUCCCCCCAGCUGAGGGCAGCCCCUGGCAGGACCCCCCUGAGGAGGAGGAAGAGGAGGAGGAGGAGGAGGAGCAGGAGAAGGAGCUGCAGGCACAGGGUGAGGCCCCCCCCGAGGAGGAUCUCAGCUCCCAGCUCUCCACUUCCCCUCAGCUGCUGCUGGAGCCACAGAAGGAGCAGCAGGGGCCCAGCGCCCCCCCCCCAAUGGUGGAGGUCCCCUUCCAUGCCGAGUUCCCGGUGCCCAAGGCUGAGCCUGUGCAGCACUUCCCUGCUCGGUACCAUGGCUGUGUGCCAGUCAGCAAGCCUGUGGGUAUGGAGGUGCUGAACGCGGCGCUGGAGCUGGCGCUGGCCGCAGGCUCCCCUGAGCUCUGGACCCCGGCGGUGGUCAGCGUGGCCCCGGCCACGGUCACCAUCACACACCAGCAGACGGGAUGGGUGCUGGGCGAGGCCCGGGUGCGGUUCCUCUCCUUCCUGGGCGUGGGCAGGGACGUUCGCUCCUUCGCCUUCAUCGUGGCCGCUGCCCCCCGAGCCUUCCGCUGCCACCUGCUCUGGUGCCACCCCAACGCUGCCCGCCUCAGCGAGGCCCUGCAGGGGGCGUGCGCGCUGCGGUACCAGAAGUGCCUGGACGCUCGGCCCCCCCCCAGCCCCAGCUCCAGCUCCUGCCUGCCAGCCCCCCCCGCGCCCUCCGUCGCCCGCAGGGUUGGCACCUCGGUGAGCAGGGGGGUGAGGACCCUGCUGGGCACCCUCAAACGCGCCGGGGCACACAGCCCCUGAGGGGGGAGAUAUCAGAGACCCCCCCCCGGGCACCCCUCUGGGCACAGAGACAUCCCCCUGCCGACCUUGGGUAUCCCCUGGGUACCCCCUUCGGCACAGAGACCCCCUCCUGGGCACCCCCUGGGCACAGAGACUC